Molecule: messenger RNA, 294 nt
Organism: Aphanomyces astaci
Lineage: Eukaryota; Oomycota; Saprolegniomycetes; Saprolegniales; Verrucalvaceae
Exons: 2
Coding region: 1-294 (97 amino acids)
Source: RefSeq, a predicted model, not a curated record
AUGACGUGGCAGUUCCAAAUGUGUCCAUUUCACAAAAGUGAAAAGUACAGAUACACCACCAAUGCAUUGGUCACUUGGCUACGUUCCUCCAUGACAGACACACUCCCCCCGUCCGUCCUCGGCGCUCCACCGCGGACGCCUCCAUUGCUCACGCGCCAACAAGCCACAGAUACGUCGCUACCGGCGGAAUGGUUUCGAUGGCUGCCGCCUUCUUGGCAGCAGCAUCAUCGGCACUUUAUCAUGCUUCCCGAGGCCACCAAGAUGCAACGACCGAGUGGCGGCAGUAGACCAUGA